Messenger RNA from Postia placenta MAD-698-R-SB12, 978 nucleotides. RefSeq lists its product as hypothetical. The transcript is spliced from 2 exons. Lineage: Eukaryota; Fungi; Basidiomycota; Agaricomycetes; Polyporales; Adustoporiaceae. Bases 68 to 850 code for a protein of 260 amino acids. The record is from RefSeq and is a predicted model, not a curated record.
CACGGGCAGGCCCCUUGACCCUUUCACUUAUACUCAUAGCUAUCUUCGCCGUGGUGCACUUGCGCUUAUGCAGUCAAUGCAAUUCUCUGCGUUCUCCCCGGCAUGCACUGACUUUACUGAAGAAGGUGAAGCCAUACCGUGCGGCGAUCCACCGAGCGGUGCGAUGUUCGAGACCGACACGAAUUCCCCUAUGGCGACUUCCGGUUCCGCUGUCCGCAGCAACGACAUGAUAGAGCAGCAAACUAGGCCACACGGCUUUCCAUCCCUUCGUGAUGCCAUACCGUCCUUUGAUGAUAACCAGGACGAGGCGGGUUCGUGGGGCGAUGAGGGCAUUCUGCCGCCCGUUGUCGAGCAAGAUGAAGUGCACAGCGGCAGAUCCCUGUUCGCUCCCGUCGGCUCAUGGCUGUCAUCCGUGGGUCUCCGCAACGUCGUUCGUCCCUCGAAGCCCCGCGCAGGUCCAAAGGCCAUGCUUAUGAAGCUCACGAGACGGCGUCGGAGGUCGAGCUCAACGAGCUCGUCGCAUCAUCACCUGCUAGCAUCGCCAGGAAAUUCGGAUGGCACGCGCAUGUCUGUUCCCUCGACGCCUCCGCGCUCGACACUGUCUUCGGCGGCGGGUGACAGUCCGCCCAGGUCCAGUACCCGGAGCGCACGGAAGUUCUACAAGAGCGUGUCUAGGGGCUCGGAGACGUCGGUGCUGAAGAGCUGGGACAGCAUAUCGCAGCAGAUUCGCUCCCAAGCGUCCAAGAGGCGUAAAGUCUUCUCGCGCAAGAAGGCCCUGCAGACAUUAGGGCCAGAAGCCAUAUCUGCGUUCUCGUCUGCGAACAGUAGUGACGACAUGAAGGCCCGAUAGUACGGACUAGGUGGCGCGAGCUUCUUGGGAUGUUGCCAGAGAACGCUUAUGCUACGCAAGUGCUGUUAUGUAUGGUUGUAGGCAGGUCCCUGCUAUACAAUUGGAGCUACACUAUCGUGAGGCAUUCG